AUGAAUGCAAAAUGUCUACGUGACCGUGAUGAGCUGCGAACGAAAAAACUCCUAUUCAUGUUCGAUUUGAUGAGUGAAGCGAAGGACAGUGAUGGCAAUCCAUAUUUCGUUUUCAAAGGUGUACCGAGUGUAAACAAAGUGAAUGAAUUCCAACAAUUCUUUGAUGAAAACACACCAUUUGGACUUACGUGUGAAGUUUGCACAGCGAAAUUCGGAAGUCACACGCAAAAUGAUAAUGGCUCCGACCGAUCCAAUGUACAUAAACCGAGUGGAAGUCAUGAAAACUCAAAUCAAACAUCUCAAAUGAACCAACCUGGUAUGUUGCCGGCUAACAUUAGCGUAUCCAACAAACCAAAUGUGCAUACCAAACGAAUUGUAAUACCGACGGAAGAUGCAAAUGGACUAUACACUUUGUACGUUUCCAAAGCUGAUACAGAUUCAUCUUCAGAUGAUAUUGUCAGCUACUUAAUGGAAAAAGCCAACCUAAACCCGGAUAUAUUCAAGGUUUUUGCACUGCCCAGCAAAAGAAAAUACCGCAAAACCUACAAUGCUUUCAAAAUAACCGUAUUCACACGGGAGGUAUGUGAAUUGCUAUGCAACUCCGAUAUCUGGUCAAGUGAAUAUCGUGUUAGAGCUUUUGAAAAAACACGUAAUCGAAGUAAUGUUCAUGGGCGAAAACACAAUGACUACCGUCGUACAACAGCCAAGUCAACUUCAAACUCACGACAUUCCAAUAGAUUCAACAACAACAGUAACAAACAUCACACCAGACACAACCGGAACAAUAACAACAACAACAAUCAGCGUCGGGACAUGAAUAACCAACACAGACGCCGACGUGAGGAUCGAUCGAAUGAAUUUGGCUACCAUAAUCGAAAUCGUAAUAACCACAACGGUCGAUAUAAUUAUGAACCUCGCCAUCGUGUAGAUCACAUGCACAAUGGACAAUUGCCACAGACCAAUAUGCCGCCUCCUUUUUGGUACCAAACGCCAUAUUUCUACCCUCCACCUCAGCAACAGGUUCAUUCUCAGCCAACUAUGCCACUAUUCCAUCCGCACUAUACACACGCACCACAUCAAAACUUCCAACCGUUCAACGUUCAAAAUCACAAUGGAAUGUAA
Molecule: messenger RNA, 1122 nt
Organism: Hylaeus volcanicus
Lineage: Eukaryota; Metazoa; Arthropoda; Insecta; Hymenoptera; Colletidae
Product: GATA zinc finger domain-containing protein 15-like
Exons: 1
Coding region: 1-1122 (373 amino acids)
Source: RefSeq, a predicted model, not a curated record